GCAGCGCCGGGGCGGCAGGAUGGAGCGGUUCGUGGUGCGCGGGCCCCGCGGCCCGCACAGCCCCCGCCGCGCCGCGCCGGGCCCCCGCGCCUCCCGGCAGGCCACCCUCGAGUCCCUCAAGGCAGUUGUGGUUGUGGAAGACAUCAAACGAUGGAAGUCUGUGCUUGAACUUCCUGGGCAACCAAAAGAGAAUCUGAUUGAAGCUUUGGAGGAGCUGAAGAAGAAAAUACCUUCCAAGGAAGUGUUACUUUCAACCAAAAUAGGUCACACGGUGAACAAGACGCGCAAACAUUCCGAUCCCGCCGUGGCCAGCCUGGCCAGGGACAUCUACACAGAGUGGAGAACUUUCAUCAGAGACCAUUCAAACAAGCCCUCAAUCGUGGUCAGGAGCGAUCCCAAGACCGAGGCCUUCCGAAGGAACGCGCGGAAGCUGCUUUGUGAAGCCCUGGAUCUGGAGGCUGAUCACCCACUGGCUGAAAACAUGGAGCGAGAAGCUUUUCAUCUCUCUUCCCGCCUGGUCAGCGCCCCGUACCGCAGGACCGUGCGAGCUCUUGUCUUCUCAUUAAAGCACAAACCUGAAACCCGAGCAGAAGUCAAGGCUGGCACACUCACUGUCCCUGCCUUUGUACAGAGCCAUAAAAAGUGAGGUGUCGUGCUCGAUCCCGAGUGAGAACUUCUUGUGCCUGCACCUCUGCGGAGCUGGGAGCCCUUCCUGCCGCGCGGGGAGGGUGGAAGUGCUGACAGUGUGACUCCCUUGGCACCACUCUGUGAGCAGGGCUGCUGGAGACAAGGAGUACUAAUGAUGAAAGGGGUGCUGUAAAUCUGGCUUGGUGGAAAUCCAUGUGGGCUUGUUGCAAGACAGGUUUCUUCUACUCUGCUGUAUAUUUUUGCUGCUACAAAAGCCAUCCUUGCUCACUCACCUGUUUCUCACUUCUGCCCAGUCUGUCAUACCUCAGUUUAGCUUGGUCCCCGAGGUGGAUCUUCAGGUGUCAUCAGCUGAAUAACAUAAAGGAGCAGCUCUCUGCUCGUAGGAAAUACUGGGAAUUGAGGGUAAUUGGUCCACUGGAGGAGAUUCCUAGUGGAUAACUACAAACUGUAGUUAACUCUAAAUCAGCCGUGUCUGCUGCAGCUGGGCCUUGUCUGUGGCAAGAGCUGUUUUGCUAAGACAGGAGAUUUUCCUUUGCUGCAUUCCAGAGAUGGAUGCAAAUGGGUUUCAGUAACUUGCUAUCCACCAUUCCACAGGCUCAGUCAUCCUGUGGUUGUGGGCAUUUUCUAAAGCCUUGGCAUGAAAAUUAAAAUGCCUUGGAGUACAGGUGAUAUCUAAUGCCUCUGCUGUAUAGUGAGCAGCUCACUCAGACUUUCAUACCUCACUCAUUUAAAUGUGGUGCUUGUUCUUCCUGCAACGUGAAAAAAACACUCAAAUUGAAUUUUCUAAAUAAAACUAGGUUAUAAGCAAAAUACUACUUUUAAAGGCUUUUUUUUCUCCAAAAGGAUCAUGGUUCAGAAGGAUUGUGUGAACAAACUUAAACAACAAACUAUUGUUUAAUUCCUUUUAGUUAUUAAAAACUGGAAAAAUUCUCAUA
Apus apus (common swift) is the source of this 1583-nucleotide messenger RNA. It is a transcript of the gene TCEANC2, whose product is annotated as transcription elongation factor A N-terminal and central domain containing 2. Gene Ontology annotation, cellular component: nucleus. The coding region runs from base 20 to 646 and encodes 208 amino acids. NCBI's taxonomy places the organism in Eukaryota, Metazoa, Chordata, Aves, Apodiformes, Apodidae. Gene Ontology annotation, biological process: DNA-templated transcription. The transcript has 4 exons. The record is from RefSeq and is a predicted model, not a curated record.